This is a messenger RNA of Pistacia vera, 1059 nucleotides long. Its product is annotated as fatty acyl-CoA reductase 2-like. Gene Ontology annotation, molecular function: alcohol-forming very long-chain fatty acyl-CoA reductase (NADP+) activity. The transcript is spliced from 9 exons. Gene Ontology annotation, biological process: long-chain fatty-acyl-CoA metabolic process; suberin biosynthetic process. Gene Ontology annotation, cellular component: intracellular membrane-bounded organelle. NCBI's taxonomy places the organism in Eukaryota, Viridiplantae, Streptophyta, Magnoliopsida, Sapindales, Anacardiaceae. The record is from RefSeq and is a predicted model, not a curated record. Bases 1 to 1059 code for a protein of 352 amino acids.
AUGGGAUGGUUGAAGUUGAAUUUGAAGAAAAAUACUCUUAAAUUGGGUAGCAAAAGUGUUGCGAAAGAAAGAGUGUCAAUACACAGCGAACUAUCAGUAGUAUAUGAUAAGAAACCCAAGGUUGAAAGGAGCAAGAAUGGCAUUGGCAUUCUUAAUUUUCUUCCUGGGAAGAACUAUUUCAUUAGUGGUGCCACUGGUCUCCUAGCCAAAGCUGUAGUUGAGAAGAUACUACGAGCAACACCUGAGGUUGGCAAAAUCUAUCUUUUAAUUAAGGCAGAAAGCAAAGAAGCUGCAUUAGACAGAAUAAAAUAUGAAAUUAUAAAUUCAACUUUAUUCAACUUGGUGAGAGAUAUGCAUGGGGAAUCUUACCAAGAUUUCAUGUUAAGUAAGCUGGUUCCUGUACCUGGAAAUAUUGGUGAAUCAAAUCUUGGAAUGAAUCCUGAUUUAGAGAACGAAAUUGCAACAGAUGUAGAUGUUAUUAUAAAUUCAGCAGCCAAUACAACAUUUGAUGAGAGAUUUGAUGUUGCUGUGAACAUAAAUACAAAAGGACCAUCUCAAAUACUCAAUUUCGCAAAGCAGUGCAAGAAACUUUGUUGUUUCAUACAUGUAUCAACUGCAUACGUUACUAUGGGAAACUUAGGCGAGACUCUCACCUCCAAAACCACACCAUUAUCACACCCUACUGUGGAUGUUGAUGCCGAAGUGAAGUUGGCUUUGGAUUCAAGUCUUGCUUUUCAUCGAGGUGCAGAACUUACUCAGAAAAUGAAAGAAAUGGGUCUAGAAAGAGCAAAAAGUUGUGGUUGGAAAAAUGUUUAUGAGUUUACCAAGGCCAUGGGAGAACUAGUAAUUGAUAAGAACAGAGGAGAAAUCCCAGUUGCUAUUGUUCGUCCAAGCAUUGUUGAAAGCACUUUUAGGGAGCCUUUCCCUGGAUGGAUACAAGGAAACAGGAUGAUUGACCCAGUUGCUAUUGCAUAUGGCAAAGGCCACCUUCCUGCAUUCCUAAACCCUAAAACAGUCAUAGAUAUAAUUCCAGUUGACAUNCUUUCACAAAGCUUUUAA